CACGGCAUUCCAGCUGAGCAUGGCCUGUUUCAAUUCAUCCAUCUCGGAAGGGACGACCCUUUGCCAAGUGAGACUCGACGACCUUGGUGGAGGAUCGAUGGGACGGUGGUUGGGCGUGGGCCACUUGGAAGAGCACCUGUGCACGUGUAAGCGAGCACGUGCCUUCGCGAACCCUGGCUCCUGCCUAACCUCCCCAGGCGUCGACGAACACUUUACCACACCAUGGCAUCCUUCUUAAAGAGCCUUCUGAAUCCCUCCCCUCCGCCCGUCGCGAUGCCUGAGACCGCGCCUGUCUCUCCUCCGCACCCAUACUAUCCAAUUGAGGCGGAAAUUGUCGGAUACCUCGCCAACGAAUGGAACACGCUGGAGCUCGUCUCCCUGUUUUCGGCCGGAUGCGCCGUCAUCUUCAACGUCACGUAUGUCGUCGUGAAGAGGGUGCGGCCGAGUGUGUCUGCGUCGGAUCUCCUUGUCAUCCUCUGGUUUGUCCUGUGCGGCUGCAUUCACUUCUUCUUCGAGGGCUACUUCGCCUUCAACUUCCGCCGAAUGGGAGGGAUGCAGGACUUGUUCGGGCAACUGUGGAAGGAGUACUCGCUCUCAGACUCCCGAUACCUUACACAAGACGCGUUUGUGCUCUGCAUGGAGACCAUCACCGCAGUGUGCUGGGGGCCUCUCUCCUUCAUCACCGCUGCCCUGGUCGCGACCGACCACCCGCUCCGCCACCCGCUGCAAACCAUCGUCUCGCUCGGCCAGCUCUACGGCGACGUCCUCUACUAUGCGACAAGCAUGUUCGACCACUGGAUACUGGAUCUCUCAUACUCGAGACCCGAAGCGGCCUACUUCUGGGGAUACUUUGUCCUCAUGAACAGCUUCUGGAUAGUGAUUCCGUUCUACCUGCUUUGCACCAGUGUGGGUGCCAGCUGGAGGGCGUUCGAGGCGCUGAACAAGAUGGAGAAGGCGUUGAGGAGAGGCGCGCCCAACGGCAGCGCGAAGAAGAGGCAGUGAGAUGUUGGGGGUGGAUGGAGGGGGCCAGCGAUGCAGGACGGGGAUAGACAUAUUUUAGAGACUUAAUACCCUUAGAGAAGGCACUUGUCGUGCCUCCCAUUCUAUAGAACGCGCUGUAAUGAAUAGUAGUAGUCUUCGGGGUUGCAGCAGCC
Messenger RNA from Trematosphaeria pertusa, 1154 nucleotides. Its product is annotated as EBDP4, emopamil-binding protein. NCBI's taxonomy places the organism in Eukaryota, Fungi, Ascomycota, Dothideomycetes, Pleosporales, Trematosphaeriaceae. The record is from RefSeq and is a predicted model, not a curated record. Bases 223 to 1002 code for a protein of 259 amino acids. Gene Ontology annotation, biological process: sterol biosynthetic process. Gene Ontology annotation, molecular function: steroid Delta-isomerase activity; C-8 sterol isomerase activity; cholestenol delta-isomerase activity. Gene Ontology annotation, cellular component: endoplasmic reticulum; membrane. The transcript is spliced from 3 exons.